Pocillopora verrucosa is the source of this 2107-nucleotide messenger RNA. Its product is annotated as kelch-like protein 20. The record is from RefSeq and is a predicted model, not a curated record. Gene Ontology annotation, molecular function: protein binding. NCBI's taxonomy places the organism in Eukaryota, Metazoa, Cnidaria, Anthozoa, Scleractinia, Pocilloporidae.
AUUCAAUUAAGUGAGUAGAUCACGUUUGUUUGGUGUGAAAUUGACACCAAACUGUGACAAACCAUCAUACAAACAGAAGCUUAUGAGCUUACGACGACUUAAACAGAAGACAAGAUACAACAACUGAAAUUGCGUGAGGCUACCCGCCCUUGAUCUUGCUCGUUUGUAGUGACAGUAUGGACUUCGACCGCGUUCUUCCUCAAGAAAGCUCUCCACAACUCGACGACGACACGGUCAAGUACGAGGGCGGUAGUAAACAUGGAAUUAAAGCUCUUAUGGUCAUGGACGACUUAAGAAAACGCCAACAGCUAUGCGAUGUAACGAUCUGCGUGGGAAACAAACAACUGCGUGCGCAUCGCAUAGUUUUAUGCUCGUUUAGUUCCUACUUCCUUGCCAUGUUUACCGGUGGUAUGGCCGAAAGCUAUGAGGAAAGUGUGACAAUUAACGAGGUCGAUGGUAGAGCUGCUGAACUCCUCAUCGAUUAUGCGUACACCGGAAAGCUCGAUAUCACUGUGGACACGGUUCAGUCCCUGCUCUUUGCAAGCUCAUUAUUUCAACUAACCGCAAUUCAGAAAGCUUGUUCAGAUUUCUUACUCCGACAACUUCACCCUUCGAAUUGUUUAGGGAUCCGUUCGUUUGCCGAUACACAUUCCUGCGCCGGUUUAUUUAAAGCAUCGGAGAAAUACAUACACGAACAUUUUAACGACGUAGUACAGAACGAAGAAUUUCUGCUGCUUUCUCCCAACGAGUUAGCUUUGUUGUUGACUUGUGAAGACCUAAAUGUGAAUUCUGAGGAGGACGUGUACAACGCGUUAAUUGCGUGGGCGAGGGAAAACGUUGAAGAGAGGCAAUCAUUCUUAGCUGAGCUUCUUGGUAAAGUUCGCCUGCCGUCGCUCUCCCCUCACUUUCUGGUGGAUCAAGUGGAAAAAGAAGAGCUUAUUCGUCAAGACAUCGCUUGCAGGAAUCUUUUAGACGAAGCAAAGAAUUUUCACAUGCUUCCUGAUAGGAGAGGCAAGCUCAGAGGUGAAAAAUCACGCCCUAGAAGAUCUACCUACGGAAGUUUAUACAGUGUCUGUGGAAUGGACUCUACUGGUCAUCCAGUGAAAAGCGUGGAAAAGUAUGACUUCCACAGUGGCAAAGUGAAGCUUGUGGCACCCGUCAACACUGCUCGCAGUGGAGUGGGUGUGGCUGUACUUGAUGGGAAGAUGUAUGCUGUAGGAGGUCAUGAUGGAACAACGUACCUGAAUAGUGUUGAAUGCUAUGAUAUCAGGACAAAGCAAUGGAAGUAUGUUGCAUCUAUGGCACACGCACGUCGUUAUGUUGCGGCAGCAGCCUUGGAUGGCCUUCUUUAUGCUGUUGGUGGCUACGAUGGCUUUGCAGUUCUUGACUCUGUUGAAGUGUAUGAUCCGAGACUGGACCAGUGGAAACCUGCUGCUAAUAUGGCUAAUCCCCGAAGACAUGUUGCUGUAGGUGUUUUGGAUACAAAGGAUGCAACUGGAGAUGGCUCUGGACCAGGGUAUCUGUAUGCUGUUGGUGGUCAUGAUGGAAUCAACUAUUUAAAAACAGUAGAGAGGUACAACCCAGAGACGAAUGAAUGGACUUGUGUGGCAUCCAUGGGUGCACGAAGGGGUGGGGUGGGUGUGGCAACUCUUGGAGGAUGUCUGUAUGCAACUGGGGGUUAUGAUGGAGCCUCCAACCUGAGUACAUCAGAACGCUAUUACCCAGAUGAAGAUAGAUGGGCAUUUGUGGCUCCUAUGAGUGUAUGUCGCAGUGGACAUGGUGUAGGAGUUGUCAAUGGUUGUUUGUAUGCUCUGGGUGGUCAUGAUGGAGUGUCAUACCGAAAUAAAGUAGAAUACCUCAAUCCUCAAGUUGGUGAAUGGACAACUGUUGGCCCAAUGGGAAUGAGCAAAGCUGUUGCUGGAGUCGCUGUUGUGAAAGAAUAUUAGUGUCUGUGCUUUCAAGUCUUAUCUUUACCAACAUUUUUUUCUUAAUGAGUGAAAUUUAUUUUUCAUGCUAUGCAUGUUAUGUUUUUAGGAAAAAUUUAUUUUAUUAUUUGACUAAUUCACAAACUAUGAAUAAUUUCACAUUGGGGCAUUUCCCAAGAUGU